Diospyros lotus (date-plum) is the source of this 1088-nucleotide messenger RNA. Its product is annotated as nicotinamidase 1. The record is from RefSeq and is a predicted model, not a curated record. Lineage: Eukaryota; Viridiplantae; Streptophyta; Magnoliopsida; Ericales; Ebenaceae. The coding region runs from base 90 to 833 and encodes 247 amino acids. Gene Ontology annotation, biological process: pyridine nucleotide salvage. The transcript is spliced from 5 exons. Gene Ontology annotation, molecular function: nicotinamidase activity.
CUUCUCCUUCUAUAAAGCUCGUCAGUCAAUGUUCAUUGCGUUUGCACAAGGGGGAAGAUCAAGAAGAAGAAGAAGAAAAAGAAAAGAAUAUGGCGUCGUCCCAGAUAAUCGAUCUGUUGAAGGUGGAGCUUCCGGUGGAGCAGGGCGCGUCUCUGGUUCUCACGGGCGACGUCAAGACCGGUCUCGUCCUUGUCGACGUCGUGAAUGGCUUCUGCACCGUCGGUGCCGGCAAUCUGGCUCCAAAAGUGCCCGAUAAGCAAAUUUCUGGAAUGGUCGACGAGACAUUGAGGCUUGCCACAGCUUUUUGUGAGAGCAAAUGGCCUGUUUUCGCUUUUUUAGAUUGUCAUCAUCCUGAUAUCCCUGAACAUCCAUAUCCACCCCACUGCAUAGCAGGGACUGAUGAGACGAAAUUGGUUCCCGCCUUGCAGUGGUUGGAAAACGAACCAAAUGUAACUCUUAGGCCCAAGGAUUGCAUUGAUGGUUAUAUUGGUUCUACUGAAAAAGAUGGCUCCAAUGUCUUCAUAGAUUGGGUUAAAACGAACCACAUCAAAGCUAUAUUGGUUGUAGGUAUAUGCACGGAUAUAUGUGUUCUAGAUUUUGUCUGUUCUGCAUUAUCUGCAAGGAACCACGGUUUUCUCACCCCUCUGGAGGAUGUGAUUGUGUAUUCGCAUGCCUGUGCUACUUUUGACCUUCCCAUUCAUGUUGCCCAAACCAUUGAAGGUGCUAUGGCUCAUCCACAGGAACUGAUGCAUCACAUUGGCCUGUACAUGGCUAAGGGAAGGGGAGCCAGGGUGGUCUCUGAAGUGUCGUUUGAAUGCAUGAAGAAUCCAUGACCUUAGCUCGGUGUGUGAGUUCUGGAGUUGACGUCGUGAAGUUUAGAUGGGAUCUCUUUCAUUAUGUAUAAAUGCUUACAUGUGAUCGUCAAGACUGAGUCAUUAACAAGUAUGAAGCCUAUUGAUAUGCCCCUUGUAUAUUUGGAUGAUACGUUACAAUAUAAUUGUGCAAUCUUAUUAUAUUAUGUAAAUAACAGUUGGUGUUUCCUUUGACGACCGAGUCAUAUAACAAAUAUGAAGCCUAUUGAUAUGCCC